Pelodiscus sinensis (Chinese soft-shelled turtle) is the source of this 1074-nucleotide messenger RNA. RefSeq names its product olfactory receptor 52P1-like. Gene Ontology annotation, molecular function: olfactory receptor activity; G protein-coupled receptor activity. The record is from RefSeq and is a predicted model, not a curated record. Gene Ontology annotation, cellular component: plasma membrane. NCBI's taxonomy places the organism in Eukaryota, Metazoa, Chordata, Testudines, Trionychidae. Gene Ontology annotation, biological process: G protein-coupled receptor signaling pathway.
AUGUCACACUGCAAUGACUCCAGCCCCUCCACCUUCUUCCUGAUGGGCAUCCCGGGGCUGGAGGCCAAACACUUCUGGAUCGCCUUCCCGUUCUGUGCCAUGUACCUCGUGGCCCUGCUGGGGAACUCCACCCUCCUCUUUGUGAUCAAGACGGAGCCAAGCCUGCACUUGCCCAUGUACUACUUCCUCUGCAUGCUGGCAGGUAUUGACCUGGUGCUCACCAGCUCUACCGUGCCCAAGAUCCUGAGCAUCUUCUGGUUCCGCUCCCAUGAAAUCGGCUUUGAGUGUUGCAUGGUCCAGAUGUUCUUCAUCCACGGCUUCUCCGCCGUGGAGUCGGGGGUGCUGCUGGCCAUGGCCUACGACCGCUACAUCGCUGUCUGCAGGCCCCUGCACUACUCUGCCAUCCUCACCGACGCCGUCAUUGCCAAGAUGGGGUCGGCUGCCUUCCUGCGGGGUCUCGGCCUGAUGACUCCCUUGACGUGCCUGGUAAGCCGUCUGCCCUACUGUGGUCCCAGGCUCAUUUCCCAUUCCUACUGUGAGCACAUGGCCGUGGUGAAGCUGGCCUGCGGGGGCACCACUCCCAAUGAUGUCUACGGCAUCACGGCCGCAACUUUCGUGGUGGGCUCCGACUCCAUCUUCAUUGCCGUCUCCUACAUCCUGAUUCUCCAGGCCGUCCUGAACCUCUCCUCCAGGGAGGCCCGCUGGAAAUCCUUCAGCACCUGUGGCUCCCACGUGUGCGUCAUCCUGGUCUUCUACACCCCGGGGCUGUUCUCCUUCUACACACAGCGCUGGGGCCAGAACAUCCCCAUGCACAUACGCAUCCUGCUGGCAGACCUCUACCUCUUGGUCCCCCCUAUGCUGAACCCCAUCAUCUAUGGCAUGAAGACCAAGCAGAUUAGGGGGCGGCUGCUAAGGCUUUUCUAUCCAAAGAGAAUCCAAGCUGGUUUUGACUCCCCACAUAGUUUUGGAGGCUGAAUGGCAAGGAGCAGCUGUAGAAGGUUCAAAGAAGCCCCCAGAAUGUCUGGUUCUGAUCCAAAAUGAAGAUUCUCCAGCUGAAAAUCCCAUAAGAAGAUG